Pseudomyrmex gracilis is the source of this 3586-nucleotide messenger RNA. RefSeq names its product integrin alpha-PS4-like. Gene Ontology annotation, molecular function: integrin binding. NCBI's taxonomy places the organism in Eukaryota, Metazoa, Arthropoda, Insecta, Hymenoptera, Formicidae. The transcript has 10 exons. Gene Ontology annotation, biological process: cell-matrix adhesion; integrin-mediated signaling pathway; cell adhesion mediated by integrin. Gene Ontology annotation, cellular component: integrin complex; external side of plasma membrane. The record is from RefSeq and is a predicted model, not a curated record. The coding region runs from base 39 to 3233 and encodes 1064 amino acids.
UCGACGUUUCAACGAAUACCUUCGUUGUUCGCCGCGGCAUGUCGCGCGCACGUUCGAAUUUCACGGUGUUCUUUUACGUGAGAGUUUUGAGUUUCGUUUUAACGAUCGUGCAACGCAAUCCGCUCGCGUACAAUAUCAAUUUUCUCAACGCCGAGGUGUUUCGCGAUCCUUCGCGCGCAUCUUCGGACGAGCGUCGCAGUUACUUCGGAUUCUCGGUUGCGUUGUACGCGAACGCGAUGGAAUCCCUGGUGCUCGUCGGAGCGCCCCGGGCGAACUCCAGCGCGCUGCCGCAAGUGACGGAACCGGGAACGGUGUUCAAAUGCGCGCCGAACACAAACACGUGCGAGGAGUGGGUGGUCGAUAAAACCGGCAACGGUAUACAAUUUUACAACAAAUUUAGCGUUAAUCAACUAAAGAACAACGCCUGGAUCGGUGCGACCAUCGUAGCGGGGAAAGACGAGAAUGCGACCAGGGUCGUGGUUUGUGGUCCACGAUGGAUAAACAAGAAACAUUACUGGUUCAUGAAUGGAAUUUGUUACGCGACACUGGCGACCAAUUCCAACGCGUUCAAGAGAGAGGCGGUACAGCGAUUGUUACCUCUUGUAACGGCAAAUCAAAUCGCAAGAGCGAAGUACUCAAAUAUAUUUUCUUACGGAAUGGGUCAAGCUGGCUUCUCCUUGCACAUGAAUUCUCUGUCGGGUCGCGAUCACGUCGCAUUAGGCAGUCCGGGCGCGUACAACUGGAAAGGUGACGCGAUACAAUACACCGCAGUUUCGGCGCGCGAUAAUUUCAGGAAUGGGACAAUUCUCUCAGUUCCCGAGACGCAACGCAUGUUCGGUUAUUUCGGAUAUGCCAUAACCGCAGGUGAUUAUUUUUACGAGCAAGAUAAUUGGUACGCUUCCAGCGCGCCAAGAAACGCCGAUAUGUUCGGCACAGUCUUGAUAUUUAGAUAUACAAACAACAUCAUGACCGUGAAGAAAACAAUCUUUGGUAAACAGUUUGGUGAAUAUUUCGGCGCCGCGUUGACGUCGUGCGACGUUAACAAUGACGGUAGAGACGAAUUGAUCGUCGGCGCAUCGCAGUGGUCGAAGAACAACGGGAUGGACGAAGGUCGCGUUUACGUUUUUACGGUGUCACACAAGAACGAUUUUGAGGAAAUGCAGACGAUCGAGGGCGAAAUCGUCGGGGGUAGAUUCGGAUCCACCGUCGUCUGUCUGGGUGACAUCGAUUACGAUGGCUACGGCGACAUCGCCGUGGGUGCGCCUUACGAAGAGGAGAACGGCGGCGCGGUGUACGUAUUCAACGGGAACAUCGACGGUGUUUCUCGAAAGUACAGUCAGAGAUUGGUCGGCUCGGAAUUUUCGCCGACGAUGCGCGGUUUCGGUAUCGCCAUCUCGGAACCCCGGGACAUCAAUCGCGACAACUACCUCGACAUCGCCGUGGGCGCUUUCAUGUCCGACGAAACUGUUCUGUUGAAAUCCGUGCCGGUCGUUACGGUAAACGUGACGCUGGCUUAUCUGCAAAAGAUCAACCUGAUGAAAAACGGGACGAACUUCAGGAUCAACAUCUCGAUGUCCUAUGACGGCUUGUACGUGCCCGAUACUCUACAGAUUACUGCAAUUCUGAAGAUUGAUCAGCAGUAUGGAAGGGCCGUGUAUCGCGAUCAGAAGACCGAUGGACUGCACACUUACAAAAUGUCCCACAGGUUGCUGAAACAUACCAAGCAUUGGAGCCCACUUGUUAUAGACCUCGGAGAGAACAUUCAAAAUGUAAUAGAUCCGCUCGAGAUCUCGGUGUCCGUGCAGUUGCAAGAUGAUCUUCAAGCGAGCAACAAGAGCUCACCUUGCGUUUCCUGUGUCGCAAUAAACAAGUCACGUUCCAAGCUCGAAGAUGUGAUACGACUGCUGUUCGCCGUGGACUGCGGACAGGACGACGUGUGCAUGUCCAAUCUUAACGUGGCGUUGUCGACGGACUCGCCUUCAGGUAACAUCAUCGGCGCCGAAUCGGUGAUCACGCUUCAAAUUCACGCUCGCAAUCGAGGCGAGCCAGCGUAUCAGACAAGAGUGCAUGUCUUCAUCGAGAAGUUGUCAUUGGCGAGUAUUCCGGGCGAUUGUGAGGAAGGUUUUCGCACAAAUAAUAUCCUGCAAGUGAUCUGCACAAUUGAGAAUCCUUUUAGAACAAGUAAAAAUUUUACGUUGCAAUUGGAUUUGAGAACGGCGAAACACGAAGUGAAGGAAGUGGAAAUAUGGGCUAACAUCAGCACUCAAAGCAUCGACAUGAAUUGGAAUAACAAUAGUGAUUUCAUCACUCUGUACUUCGACGUGGACGUCGACAUGGCGAUCGUCGGCAAAGUACAGCAGAACUUGUACCGAUACUCAAGCGAGAAUGCGAUGAGCAACAUAAAAUUCCAACAUUACUACGAAGUUCAGAAAUUCGGCAUCAGUCCUAUCGAUCAGGCCUUGUUGACCGUGAAAAUCCCGACGCAAUUUCGACGAUCCGACACCGAACACGCAACGAUCGUCAGUAUCGAUGACGCCACCGGCAGACUCAACGGAAACGAGUUUUUCUGCAACAUUUCGAAUGUGGCAAAAAUAUCUCCGGAAGCGUCUGGCAAAUUUAACAAGACCGCGUAUACGGAUGACGCGAUCGUUGAUCAAUUUGGUAUCACAAACACUAACGUGAACGCAAAAUUCAGUAUCGAAGAAAACGCAACGAUGAGUAUACCGUUUGAGAACAGAACGUUGUACGUUAAUUGCACAAACGAAGCGGUCUCUUGCGUGGAGCUCAGAUGCGUUCUCGGACCGUUCGAAAGUUCGUCGUCCGUUGCGAAAUUAACGCUAGAUCUACAACUAUCAAAUUUUUCCGCUGAUAUAAUGAAGGACAAAGAUAUCAUAUUUUAUGUGACCGAAGGCGCAAUUAGGAUACAUCCUGGCAAUAUCGUCCAGAGAAAGUAUCAAAAACCAUAUUUUGCUACGGUCGCAACAACAUUUUUGGGAUCGCCGAUAUCGAAGCGAAUAGCCCUGUGGAUAGUAGCAGUUUCAAUAUUUCUGGGAAUAGUGUUGCUGUUGUUGUUUAUUCUGGGUUUGAUAAAACUCGGGUUCUUCAACAGAAAGAAGAAACAAGAGCUCGAGAUAUUGAAAACCGAAACUGACCUGUGUUCUUCGUCACGCAAUUUGAAACAAUGCGAGAUGGAGAUGGAAACAUCGUUUUUGUCGGAAGUUGCUCCAAAUUAAAUACGUGUGUUUUUUUAUUUACGAUAUAUUUAUUUUCUCUUAUAUUAAUAAUAUAAAUAAUAAUAUUUUUUUUGUGCACUAUUCAUAAUUCAAUUACACAUGUAAGGCAUAUAACAUUAUAUAUCUGUCCUAAGGCCCCACUUUUUUAUAUGUGUAUAUAAAAUAAUAAAACAUUUUUAUAAAAAUAUAAUCUUAAACAAUACGAUAAACAAUACGAUCGCGUUUGCUAUAUACCUGUAUAGCUGUCAAUCGGGCUUUUAUGGAAGGCUUUUUGUAAAAAGCAGUGUUUUAUUUGAUUCUAUCUUGAUUCUCCUAUUUGAGAUAUGCAAAAUUCUCUUUAAAAUCGAUAAAAA